Molecule: messenger RNA, 1215 nt
Organism: Anthostomella pinea
Lineage: Eukaryota; Fungi; Ascomycota; Sordariomycetes; Xylariales; Xylariaceae
Source: the annotation of a GenBank genome assembly
AUGAGACUCGCAGAGACCCUGUGGCUUGCUCUGAGCUGCGGCUCUGCUCUGGUGAAUGCGUGCGGGGGCCACGGGCAGGUCAGGAAAUGGAGCCAGGAGGAGCUGGAUGCACUUGAGGAGAAAUGGGGGACGGAUUGGGCGUUCUCCGGCAUCUCGACCUUUGCCCACCUCAAGCACGUCAAGUGCCUGACAACGCCCAGCGAGCUCUAUGACAUCGCUAUCAUCGGAGCCCCUUUCGACACGGCUGUGAGCUAUCGUCCGGGCGCCCGCUUCGGGCCCCGCGCCAUCCGCGCCGCCUCAGCCCGACAGACCUCCUUCCGGGGCUUCAACCCGCGCGCCGGGAUGAACCCGUACCAAAACUGGGCCAAGAUCCUCGACUGCGGCGACAUCCCCGUAGUGCCCAUCGACAACGCCGUGGCACUAACACAGAUGACAACCGCGUUCCGCGAGCUGGGCGCCCGCGCCCCGGUGUCACCGCUGCUCUCCAAACCAAAACUCAUCACGCUCGGCGGCGACCACAGCCUGGCCCUACCGGCCCUGCGCGCCCUGAAGGAGAUCUACGGUCCCGUAAGGGUGCUGCACUUCGACGCCCACCUCGACACGUGGCACCCGGCCAAGUACCCGUCGCACUGGGCGUCGGAGCAGACGCGCUUCAACCACGGCUCGAUGUUCUGGCUCGCGGGCCAGGAAGGGCUGCUUCUCGCCAACACCACCACGGAUCCCACCAAAAGCAAAAGCUCAGUACACGCGGGCCUGCGCACGCGCCUGUCCGGCGACGACUACGCCGACUACUCCGACGACGCGGCGCAGGGCUGGGUGCGCAUCGCGGCCGACGAGGUCGACGACGUCGGCACUUCGGGCGUCGUCGAGCUUAUCAUGGACACGCUCGGCACGGCCGACCCCGUGUAUCUGAGUGUCGACAUCGACGUCCUCGACCCAGCCUUCGCGCCGGGAACCGGCACCCCCGAGCCCGGCGGCUGGACGACGCGCGAGCUGAUCCGCGUGCUGCGCGGCAUCGAGGGGCUGAACCUCGUCGGCGCCGACGUCGUCGAGGUUGCGCCCGCGUACCAGGGGAAUGGCGAGGAAACGGCGCUCGCGGCCGCGCAGGUUGUGUAUGAGAUGUUGAGUAGUAUGGUUAAGAGGGGGAUGGGCGAGAUGGGAAGGACGGGGGCGGCUGGGGCUAAAUCUGGUGAGAGUGGGAGAGAUGAGUUGUAG